This is a messenger RNA of Ascoidea rubescens DSM 1968, 2460 nucleotides long. It is a transcript of the gene SEC6, whose product is annotated as SNARE-binding exocyst subunit SEC6. Gene Ontology annotation, biological process: exocyst localization; exocytosis. Gene Ontology annotation, molecular function: SNARE binding. Lineage: Eukaryota; Fungi; Ascomycota; Saccharomycetes; Ascoideales; Ascoideaceae. The transcript has a single exon. The annotation marks the transcript as partial. The record is from RefSeq and is a predicted model, not a curated record. Gene Ontology annotation, cellular component: exocyst.
UCUGCUGCUUUGUCCAAAAUCUCAGAUCUCAUCAGGACUGAGGAUGAUUUGGUCACGAUCUCAGACCUCAGGACCCAGUUGGUCAACGAAAAGUCCUCCAUCGACAUCCAGUUGAAGUCUAUUUUCCAGAAGCAGAUCCAGCUCACCAUGAAUGGCUUGAACAACUUGGGUAGGGCCCAAAGCUCGAUCAAUUACUUGAACUCCAAUUUCAACAGGAUCUCCAGGAUCUCGCUUGAAAACAUCAACUCCAUUGAGAAGUACGAAUUGAUCAACAAGAUGAACAACAUUUAUCAGUUCUUCAACAGCGUCAACAGCAUUUACAACAAAAUCCUCACCUUCAAGGACAGUUGCGAUCACAUUAAUGGCCUCAUCAACCAGGACUUGAGCACUAUAGUAGAAGACGACGAGGCAGAUAUCGAGAAAAACAUCAUCACCGAUGUAGGCGACCUCUUUCCCAACCUAUUCAAGAUCCAUUUCAAUUUGACAAAGCUAAGGGACUUUAAAGACCAAUUAGAUGACUACUCUUUGAACCUAUCCUCUGAUUACAAAUUGUUGAUCUUGAAGCUAUUCCAGCCACUAGACUUUAUCAUAUUGAAAUUCAAUAAGUUGCUAAAGGAAAUCAUCUCUGGCCUAUUGGAAUCCUUUCAAGUUCAAAACUACGAAUUGAUAAUUAAACUUUUCAAAAUUAUUGAAGUGGAAGAAAAAGAAGACUUAAAAAUUUCAUGCAUUUUGAAAAUUAUCGACCAUAGAGCUCAUGAAUUAUUGAAAAAAAAUAUGGAAGAAAAUGGUAUCAAGUAUAUCAAUGCCACCAAAAUUAUAGAAUCUCACAAUGAUCACAUUAAUGGAAAAACAAACAAUAACAAUGACAAUAAUUUGCCAAUUGCUCCUAAAUUAACUUAUCAACAACAACAAUUUUAUGAUAAAAGUUAUAAACAUCUCAAAAUUCAAAUUCUAUCAAGUAAUGUUACCUCAAGAAUGAAAAAUAGAAAUUAUUUAAAAUUUUUCUUUCAAAAUUUGGAAUCCUCAAUAAAUGAAACUUUUCAAAACUGCCAAGAUCAUUUUUUCAAUAUUAAUUCAAAUAAUAACACAUUUGAAAUUUUAAAUAACCUAGAUUGGAUUAAAAUCGAUUUAUUAAGUGCUUAUGGAAUACAAAAUAAUUUAAAACCUCCAUGUCGUUGGAAUUUUUUCAAUAGGAUUUUUCAAAUUUAUUAUGAUAAAUGUCAAACUAUUUUAUCAAAACUAAUCGAUAUGGAACCUGAAACUUUAAUUAUCUUAAAUAUACUAGAUUUUGAUAAAGAUUUCACUUCUUUCUGCAAAAAUGACUUGAAUCUUAAAAAAAAUGAGUUAAAAUCAAUCAUUGGAGAAGAAACUAAAGAAAAAUUAUUAUCCGAUUAUUUGGAUUUAAUCAUCAACAAGAUGAAUGAUUGGAUGAAUAAUUUAAUAAAAAAUGAAAAUAAAACAUUUAUAGAAAGAAAAAAUGCUCCAGAAACAGAUGGUGAGGGAUUUUUAGGUUUAGAAGGUUCAAAUAUUGCUGCUCAAAUGUUUAGACAACAAGCUGACGUUGCAGCCGGUUCUGGUCAGGGAAAAAUUUUAUCUGGUGUUGUUGUCGAUUUUUGUAAAAUUUUAAUUAAAAGGCAAAAUAAUUGGUCAAAUAUUUUAAAGGAUGAAGUAUCGAAAUUAAUAAUGGUCAAUAAUCGAGAAACUAAAAAUAAUAAUGAGGAUGGUGAAACAAAUCCGGAAGACGAAGUUCCUGGUGGUUUAAUUGAAUAUAUUAUUGCACUUGGUAAUGAUCAACUAAGAGGUGCAGAUAUGAUUGAAUCAGUUCGCAAUAAAUAUGUUAAAAUGGUUUCCAAGAAAUAUCAAGAUGAAAUGGAAGAAAAUUUAAAUCUUGCUUUGGACGGUUUUAUAAAUUUAUCAAAACAAUCGUUAGAAGCAAUAAUUUUAAUUAUGUUUGAUGAUUUGAAACCACCGUAUUCCGAAAUUUUCACUAAAAAAUGGUAUAAUGAAAGUGGAACUGAAGCCCAACAAAUUGUUAGUACAUUAUUGGAAUACAUUGUGGAUUUUAAAACUUUUAUCAACCCAAUUUUAUUUGAUAUUAUAAUUGAAGAUAUCAUUGAUGAGUUAAUCUUGAAAUAUAUUCAAGCAUUGAAUAAUCAAGAUAACCAUUCAUUUUCGAAUGGAAAUGAGAAAAAGAAAACCAAAAACAUUGAAAAAAUUAAGUUGGAUAUUGGAAUUUUUUAUAAAUCAUUAAGUGAAUUUUAUGGGGAUUUACAAAAUAAAUUCCGAAUGUUUGAAUAUUUAAUUGAUUUUAUAUUUUUAGAAGAUGUGGAUGAAUUGGUUGAAAAAUUUAAAGAAUUGGUCAAUGACUAUAAUGAUAUACCACUUGAAUUCAUGAAACAAAUCUUAUAUAAUAAAAAAGUUGAUGUGAGAGACCAAGAGUACAUUUUGGGAGAAUGUGAU